GAGCGCGAGCGGCGGGCUCUCGGGUCUUUUUUAGCGCCAUCUGCUCGCGGCGCCGCCUCCUGCUCCUCCCGCCGCCGCCCUGAGUCACUGCCUGCGCAGCUCCGGCCGCCUGGCUCCCCGUGCUAACCACCGAUACUUGGAGUUCUUACAACAUGGCAGACAUUGACAACAAAGAACAGUCUGAACUUGAUCAAGAUUUGGAUGAUGUUGAAGAAGUAGAAGAAGAAGAAACUGGUGAAGAAACAAAAAUCAAAGCGCGUCAGCUGACUGUUCAGAUGAUGCAAAAUCCUCAGAUUCUUGCAGCCCUUCAAGAAAGACUUGAUGGUCUGGUAGAAACACCAACAGGAUACAUUGAAAGCUUGCCUAGGGUAGUUAAGAGACGAGUGAAUGCUCUCAAAAACCUUCAAGUUAAAUGUGCACAGAUAGAAGCCAAAUUCUAUGAGGAAGUUCAUGAUCUUGAAAGAAAGUAUGCUGUUCUCUAUCAGCCUCUAUUUGAUAAGCGAUUUGAGAUCAUUAAUGCAAUUUAUGAACCUACAGAAGAGGAAUGUGAAUGGAAACCAGAUGAGGAGGAUGAAAUUUCGGAGGAGCUGAAAGAAAAAGCCAAGAUUGAAGAUGAGAAAAAAGAUGAAGAAAAAGAAGACCCCAAGGGAAUUCCUGAAUUCUGGUUGACUGUUUUUAAGAAUGUUGACUUGCUCAGUGAUAUGGUUCAGGAACAUGAUGAACCUAUUCUGAAGCACUUAAAAGAUAUUAAAGUGAAGUUCUCAGAUGCUGGCCAGCCCAUGAGUUUUGUCUUAGAAUUUCACUUUGAACCCAAUGAAUAUUUCACAAAUGAAGUGUUGACAAAGACAUACAGGAUGAGGUCGGAACCAGAUGACUCUGAUCCCUUUUCUUUUGAUGGACCAGAAAUUAUGGGUUGUACAGGGUGCCAGAUAGAUUGGAAAAAAGGAAAGAAUGUCACUUUGAAAACCAUUAAGAAGAAGCAGAAACACAAGGGACGUGGGACAGUUCGUACUGUGACCAAAACAGUUUCCAACGACUCUUUCUUUAAUUUUUUUGCCCCUCCUGAAGUUCCCGAGAGUGGAGACCUGGAUGAUGAUGCUGAAGCUAUCCUUGCCGCAGACUUUGAAAUUGGUCACUUUUUACGUGAGCGUAUAAUCCCAAGAUCAGUGUUAUACUUUACUGGAGAAGCUAUUGAAGACGAUGAUGAUGAUUAUGAUGAAGAAGGUGAAGAAGCGGAUGAGGAAGGGGAAGAAGAAGGAGAUGAGGAAAAUGAUCCAGACUAUGACUCAAAGAAGGAUCAAAACCCAGCAGAGUGCAAGCAGCAGUGAAGCAGGAUGUAUGUGGCCUUGAGGAUAACCUGCACUGGUCUACCUUCCGCUUCCCUGGAAAGGAUGAAUUUACAUCAUUUGACAAGCCUAUUUCAAGUUUUUUUGUUGUUAUUUGUUUGUUUGCUUGUUUUUGGUUUUGCAGCCUAAAAUAAAAAUGUCAUAUAAUUUUA
This is a messenger RNA of Neofelis nebulosa (Clouded leopard), 1498 nucleotides long. It is a transcript of the gene NAP1L1, whose product is annotated as nucleosome assembly protein 1 like 1. Gene Ontology annotation, molecular function: chromatin binding; histone binding. The transcript is spliced from 16 exons. Lineage: Eukaryota; Metazoa; Chordata; Mammalia; Carnivora; Felidae. The coding region runs from base 153 to 1328 and encodes 391 amino acids. The record is from RefSeq and is a predicted model, not a curated record. Gene Ontology annotation, biological process: nucleosome assembly. Gene Ontology annotation, cellular component: chromatin; nucleus.